AGGAGUUGGGCUGGCUGGGUUAGUUCUGAAGGAAGGGGGGCGGUAGUGGCUAGCGGGGUGUGUGGAAGCCAUGCAGAUCCAGUCUUCUGGUCCACAGUCCAAAGCCUCCAGCUUCAUCCUCAGUCAGAGAUGUGUGCUGGACUCCAAAAUGGAAAUUCACCGUGAACAGAGUAUCUGCCAGGCGCGAGCCGCUGUCAUGGUGUAUGACGAUGCCAACAAGAAGUGGGUCCCAGCCGGCGGCUCCACAGGCUUCAGCAGAGUCCACAUCUACCACCAUACGGGCAACAACGCCUUCCGCGUGGUGGGGCGCAAGAUCCAGGAUCAUCAGGUGGUGAUAAACUGUGCCAUUCCCAAGGGGCUCAAGUACAACCAGGCCACGCAGACCUUCCACCAGUGGCGUGACGCCCGACAGGUCUACGGCCUCAACUUCGGCAGCAAGGAGGACGCCAACGUAUUUGCCAGUGCCAUGAUGCACGCCCUGGAGGUGCUCAACUCCCAGGACACAGGCCCCACAUUGCCCAGACAGGCACCCCAGGUCCAGAAUGGCCCCACACCAGAGGAGAUGGACCUGCAGAGAAGGCAGCUCCAGGAGCUGCAGAGGCAGAAGGAGAUGGAGCGUGAGCGCCAAGACAGGGAGCGUCAGGAGCGGGAGCGCCUGGAGCGAGAGAUGCUGGAGCGCGAGCGGCAGGAGCGCGAACGUCAGGAACGGGAACGUCAGGAGAGGGAGGCGCAGGCAGAAAGGGAGCGUCUGGAACGGGAGCGCCAGGAGCAGCAGGAGCGCGCCGAGCAUGAGCUGAUGGAGAGGGAGAAGGCGGAGAGAGAGCGGCUGGAGAGGGAGCAGCAGGAGCAGUUGGACAGAGAGCAGCAGGACUGGGAAAGAGGGAGACGCAUCUCCAACGCCGCCUUCGAAAGCACCCUGUACAGUCCCACGCCUCAGGAGUACAGCAGGACGUCCUCCACGCCUGUAUCUCCAUCCACGCCCACCUACCCAGCUCCUGGGACGGCGUCGCCCUCCUCCACCACUCCCCCGACCCCGCCUCUAAGGCAUUCGGCCUCCAGAUUCGCCACCUCACUCGGUUCUGCCUUCCACCCGGUCCUGCCUCACUACGCCACGGUCCCAAGGCGACAGCAAGCCUUUCCCCAAGCCCCGCCUCCCGCCCCUGCUCCAGCCCCCGCCCCUGCUCCACCUCCCCCGGCCAAGUCCGUGGUGUGGUCGGCGUGCAACUUCACUCCUCUGCCACCCUCACCCCCUGUCAUGAUAAGCAGCCCCCCAGGAAAGGCCGCAGGUCCGCGGCCGCUCAUUCCCAUUGCGGCACCUUCCCCUCUUACCCAGAAGCCCCCCUCGCCGGCCCCCAAUGGCCCGCCCAUGUUCCCUGCGCCUUCCCCCGUGACCCCCGCACAGCCACACCCCCCAUUGGCGUCGCCUGCCCCACCCCUCCCCCCACCACCCACCCCACCCCCUCUCCCCUCCCCCAUAGCUCCCCCUCCGUCUUCCUCCUCCGUCUCGUCUCCCCCCCCCUCCUCAUCCCAGGCUCCUGGUGUGCCCUCUCCCUCCACAGCACCCCCCGCUGCUGCAGCCGCCGCCACCUCUGCCUCUGCUGAGCACCUCUCCCUCCCCGUGGGCCUGGGCCUGUCGGGGCCGGGGGAGCCGGACACAGCUACAGGCCCAGAGCCACACCUGCCUCAGUGGGGGUUGACCACCCCGACCCCUCCCCCACCUCCACCCCUGCCACCCGGCUCCACUGUGACUCCGCGGCCGCCACCCCAGCCGCCACCCCCACCACCCCCGCCGGCCACCCUCCCCCCGCCCCCGCCUCCUCCACUCCCUCCCACGCUGACUCCAGGCGGGCCCCCUCCCCCACCAGGUCCACCUCCUCCUCCCGGAGCCCCACCCCCUCCCCCAGCGCCUCCCCUCCCCGCCGGACUGUUCUCUCCUGCGGAGGACCACCCCAUCUCAGGUCUGGCCGCUGCCCUCGCCGGAGCCAAGCUGCGCAAAGUGCCAAGGAGUGACGAUGCAGGGGCAGCUUUGGCAGCAGCCAUAUUGGGUGCUGGAGGGGCCGCGGGGGCCAAAUCUGAAGCCAGAGGCAACGGCCCUCUGCCCGGAGGAGGAGGGCUUAUGGAGGAGAUGAGCGCCCUAUUGGCCAGGAGGAGAAGAAUUGCAGAGAAGGGCUCGUCACCUGAACCCGACCAGAGAUCAGAGGAGGGCGAGAUAAACACAACCCCUAAAAUGUCAGCCUGUAGCACACCAGACAUGCCCAGGAAGCCAUGGGAAAGAACAAACACCAUGAACGGUAGCAAAUCUCCAGUCAUCGGAAGACCUAAAUCCACUCCUACACCUACUGCAUCCUUAAGUGCCAACGGUGUGCCAACAGAAUCUGUUGACUAUGACAGAUUGAAACAGGACAUUCUGGAUGAGAUGAGGAAGGAGCUGUCGAAGCUAAAAGAAGAGCUCAUUGAUGCAAUCAGGGAGGAGCUGGGCAAGUCCAGCACAGCGUAGAGGAUCCAGUCUACCCUCUUCACAAUAUCUACAUCCACGUGACCCGACAGAAAACCACAGUCAAUUUAAGACACGACAACACAACUGCGGAAAAAUAAAAUCCAACAAAACGGUUGAGACGGUGACGAUGACAAUAAUCACAUUUAUCCUGAGAGAGGACGUUAUUCGGGGGCAGAGCAGCAUCGGACAGAACAACAAAGGACAGGGCGGCGGGAGGCUCGUAACUCUUGAUAGCUGUUCUACGAAGGCUGCUGCCUCCCUGGCCCCACCUCCCCACCUCCCCUCCUCCUCCUCCUUCUCCUACUCCCCCCCCCCACCCCCCACUGAGGGCAUCGCAUCCUGGAGGACAGUGCACGGUCUGAAAGAGAAGCGAAUGUCUUUAUGCAAAGAUGAUUUUUCUCUCUUUGUCCUGUAAUAACAAGAACAAAACACACAAUAUUGAACUCUUCGAUGAUACUGUAUUAACCAUUGGCGCAUAAGCGAUGCUAAGAAUCAGAACUCUUGUGAUUAACUAUCAAAAGGCACGUUUUAUUAAGAGAGGUUGGAGACAGGAAGAAGGCGGGGGAUGGAAAAUGAAAACUUUUUUUCCCAUAAUGCCAUAGGGGUAGCGUGCGUGCGAGUGUGUGUGUGUGUGUGUGUGUGCGCGAGUGUGUAUGGGGGACUGACAGUCUCUGGUGAGGUCCACCACUGCAGGACACUGUAAAGCUUGUCUUCCUCAAAUACUAUUUUAACCUGAAUAUGUACAAAAGAGACAAAAAGCUAUUUAGAAAAAAUCAUAUAUCAACCAUGUCUGUUUCAGUGUAGAUCUACGGCCAUAUCAAGUAGCUCAAUAAUCCAACCUUUACACAGGACGCUCUCUCGUCUGUCUCCUCGUCUGUGGAAUCAUAACCAGAAGUGUUGUUUCCCUCCUGAUGUGAGCGCUCUGACUGUGGAGAAUCUUUGUCAUUUCUUCACUCAUGCUGUCCGGCGGCAGGUGGCGACGCGCGGAGGGCAGCUGCCUGUCAGACAGCAGCCGUUGUAGCUCUCUACCAAACUUUAUCCGUCAACAGAAAGUGCUGAUUUGCUAAUACCCGUCAUGAUCGUUGACCAUGGCCAGACGUGUAGAUAGAACUGACUUCUCCUCCCGGUACAUUUUCGAUUUGAAGACUCUCUCUCUCUCUCCCCCUUUUUUCUGUCAUGUUUGUCAUAUUUAGGUACCCCCCCGUUUGGUGCAUGUAUGUUGUUUUCUUCACACGGUGAGGGUCACAAGUCUGCCACGAAAUUGCAUUAACCAUCACAAGUUUUUAUUACAAGCAAUAAGUGUAGCAUCUAUUUUAAGGCCCAUAUGCCCCAGUCCCGACACCACCAAACAUUUUUCAGUGUCUUGUGUGUCCUUUUUGGCCCUCCUGAGGCCCCGUUGGACAAUGUUACUGUGUGACGCCACGCCACCUCUUGUCAACUUUGUUGCAGUUUUUCCUGCGAGACUGAAAGGCUGACAUGAAAGAAUAUCAGAGCAACACUGUAAGACAUGAUUUCAUGGAAUAACACCAUUUCUAAAUCACAAUACUCCUUUUUUAUUUUUUUUUCUAUAAAAUCCAAGGAUACUGUAUCUUUAGCCACAUUGGAGCUGAACUGUUUUUAUUUUUAUCCUUUAGUUUUAUUUUACCGCAUUUAUAAAACUUUUCAAAUGUGCACAGGAAAACCCAAAAAGUGUAAGAGAUGGUGUCCAUACGAGGACAUGAAUGUGCCAUUUACAAUUUCACCAGUGCUUAGUGAUGAUGUGUUUGUUUCAUCUUCUUUGCCUUUUUUUCUCCUGCCGCCGUCAAAUCCUUAAAAUGAGAAACUGUAUUUACCCUGAGAUUUUGGAGGGAUAAGGGAACUGUCACUUUAUUCUGAAAACACUUGUGUUUCAACGUUUCCUUCAGUUCGGUGCUGAGUUUGUUUUGCUAAAAGCUCAAAAGAACAAUCAACUUGAGAGGGAUGUGUUGGGAGCUGAGAGGCUGACGUCCUAAUACUGGAGCUGUUUCUCCAUGACCACAUGUCAAGUUAACCAAUAAAACGCUACAAUUGAUCUUCCUAAGUCCCGCCCUUUUUUUUCUGUGCUCCAGUAACAGUUGAGCACUUCCAUAUGCUAUAUGCUAGGCUAAUCUAUGUUGAAGAGACAACCGCAUUUUGAAGAUGGCUAAAAGAAAGAAACAACUUACAUAGACAUAUAGAUAUAGUCACAUCUUAAGUUAGCUAAUUUUAGCACAAUGCUAGCUCACUAAUUUACUAAUGUUUGAUGUAAAUUAGCUAGCUAGUUAGCCUGCGUUUUGCUAAAAUUAGCUUUUACCUUACAGAUGCAACUAGCUAGCUAACAAUUGAUGUAAAUUUGCUAGCUAGUUAGUUAAUGUUUUGCUCUGUAGCUAGCUAACUAGCAAGCUAAGGAUUCAUGUAGAUUAGGAAGCUAGUUAGCUAGCAUUUUUUGGUUUCGCUUUUAUCUGUUUUUCAAUAUAGAUUAGCCUAGCACAUAGCAUAUCUAAGUACAGGAAAGGAGAAAGUUGGCCGAGGUUCUGACCGAGGCUUGCUAAACUGUUGGAGCACAGUGAAAAGGGACGGGGGCUUAGAAAUUCUGACCCUGAGGAGGGACAGUAGGACUACAGUAGGGUCUGCUCUGCUCGUGAAAACAAACCUUUUGACGUUCUAAAGGAUUUCCAAGCUGAUCCGACACAAGCUGUAAAAGGAUGCUUUGUGAUUUUGCGUCUGCCGUGUGAAUUUUCGUGAUGUCUCGAUGAACACCAACAAGGCAAUACAGUGUGCACACUAUCACCAGGGUUCACUCUCAAUGUCACAGGUCUGGCUCCCCUGCAGCAGUAACCGUAUUUCUGACUUGGAGGGGCACGCCGACAGUUUAACAUUGCACCUCCAAAAAGUUGGGAGACUUGAAAUAGACAUAUUUUGAAAAAAAUAAUAAUCAGAAUCAAAUCAACAAAGCCCAAAAUAUACUGAAUUUUAGUCCUACAAUUCCCAUAAUGCAACUAAUUAGUCCCUCCAUGCCUGAUAAAUGUAAACAUCUUUCAAACACUCCCAGUUUGUAAUGCUAGAUCGUAAUGUCUCCGGGCCUAGGCCGAGGUUACCCUUGUGACAUAACUAUGACAUCAUUAGGGUUAUUUUCUCUGACUGGACGAAGCUUCAGAAUGAAACAAAAACCCUAACUCUUGUGUGUGAAAUUGGUGGAGUGCCUCUUUAAGUUAUGAUUCGGGGACCAAGCUAAGGAGUUCCCAUCAUGCCUUUCUUGUGUCCUAGAGAAAGGUUUGUUAAUCAGUGACUGUCUGUGGCUGUUCACAUACAACACAACUGUGUUCAAGGGCUCAGAUGUUAUAACUUUGCUACUAAAGAUGAGAUAUCACUGAUCUGACUUUCAGUUUCUCUCGUGUGCUUUGGAUCGGGCCAGAUCUGUUAAAUCCAGAGAUGAGUUCAAGUUAAUUUAAUUCUGGUUCAGACAUACAGAUGCUGUAAUCCUUUGGUUUGAGUGUGGACAGGGAUUUUUGGCAUCUUUUCAGAUUUCAGGUCUGUUUCAUCGAGUUCGUCUUUUCAUCCACUUUUUUUAUUUUUUUUUAUGGAAACACCCAGCCAUGAGGUUCCCUGUACUGAGUGUUUACACAGCAUCGAUUGCACUUUAAGACAAAAACCUGCAGAGCAAUCCAACAUACUCUGACAACAGUUGCUUAGAGCCUCUGUCGCCAACAGUGUGGCUAUCUCACCAAAGGAUUCAACUCGGCAGUCUCCUGCUAAACAUAAUCACUCUCAACAAAGUCGCCUUUCUUAUUUUUGUAUCAUUUUGUCAAGAGAGCUAAAAAGAGGGAAGGUGUGUGUCUGUGUUCAGUCCUUUGGACGUGACGGCAGGUGAAAUGUUUUGAUCGAGAAAAGUUGAUCUCUUUGUAAAGCUAUGUGGUUUGUGCCUUGUUCCGAAGUUGCAUUUAAUAUGUCAAAGAUAUAAAGAUGACUAGUAAUAAUAUCUAGGGACUGUCGUUAUGAUCACAUGCAGUUGUUGUUUUUGUUUGUCUUUCUUUUUCUCCAUCAUGGUCAUGAUGAUUUGAAGGGAGAGUUUAAUGACCUUGGUACUGUUCCCCACCAAGAAAACAUCUUUGCACCAACAUCUUCUUUGUUUGCUUUCUCUUUUUUUUUUUUUUUUUUUUUUUAACAUAAAUGUGAUUUAUUUCCAUACGGCUGUGAGGUUGCUUUUCUUACAGCUCAGAAGUACAAUCAAACCUUUGAGACAUGAGGCCUAUAAGGGUUCUGAGAUGAUUUUUCUGAACCUAAAGUCCUGUUUGGAAGUCCAGAUGAGUCUGGCUGCAGUGUUUUGUGUCCCCUCAUGCCAUUUAAAUGUCACAGAGACUGUUUGUGUUCAGCAGCUUGGCUUUCUUCACACGCUUGGAAAUCAGUUUUUGUCCUCUGCAGUGAGGUCUGCUCCAUGUCGAUGUCAUGAUUGCUGAUUGAAACGUUUAUCUUUGUCCGUAAACCCAGUUUUCUGCUGAGGGAACUGAAAGAAUUUGAAGGAAUGUUUGCGGAGAUUAAUUUGGCUGAAGCAAGUUUCGCGGAUGGGUUUCCAGACUUAUUCUUUUAUCAUCUGCAUUGUACCAUACUGUUCUCAUGUUAAUUAGUCUUUUCUUACAUGCUAACAUAUUGUUUUGUUUGAGCAAAUUAAAUAAAAAUUGCAAUACAA
Messenger RNA from Dicentrarchus labrax (European seabass), 7181 nucleotides. It is a transcript of the gene enah, whose product is annotated as ENAH actin regulator. The record is from RefSeq and is a predicted model, not a curated record. Gene Ontology annotation, molecular function: SH3 domain binding; profilin binding. NCBI's taxonomy places the organism in Eukaryota, Metazoa, Chordata, Actinopteri, Moronidae. Gene Ontology annotation, biological process: actin polymerization or depolymerization; actin polymerization-dependent cell motility; axon guidance.